This is a messenger RNA of Vicugna pacos (alpaca), 3155 nucleotides long. Lineage: Eukaryota; Metazoa; Chordata; Mammalia; Artiodactyla; Camelidae. The record is from RefSeq and is a predicted model, not a curated record.
AAUGCGGUCUUUGUGCUGUUUUGCUUUCUAGGGGGUUUCAGCCAAGAAGAACUUCUGAAAAUAUGGAAAGGGCUCUUCUACUGCAUGUGGGUGCAGGACGAACCCCUUCUUCAGGAGGAGCUAGCGAACACUAUUUCCCAGCUCAUCCAUGUUGUUAACAACUCAGAGGCCCAGCACCUGUUCAUUCAGACCUUUUGGCAAACCAUGAACCGAGAGUGGAAGGGCAUUGACCAGCUGCGCCUGGACAAGUUCUACAUGCUGAUCCGUCUGGUUCUGAGGCAGUCCUUUGAAGUUCUGAAGCGAAACGCCUGGGAAGAAAGCCGAAUCAAGCUUUUUCUGGAUGUCUUGAUGAAGGAGAUCCUGCGUCCCGAGAGUCAGUCUCCUAACGGAGUGAAGUUCCACUUCAUUGACAUUUACCUGGACGAACUAUCCAAAGUGGGAGGGAAGGAGCUCUUGGCAGAUCAAAAUCUCAAGCUUAUCGAUCCAUUCUGCAGAAUCGCCGCCAAGACUAAGGACCGCGCGCUGGCGCAGACCAUAGCCCGGGCUGUUCUCCGCGUCAUCGCAGAGCAGUCUCCUGCUGUGCCUGGAGAGGCAGUGGAGGGCCAGAAACCUAAAGGCAGUGACGGUGGCCUCUCUGAGGAAGAGAUACCCGAAAACGAGGCGACGUGGAGAAAGCCCAUCAAUAAAAAGAGAACAGCCCCGGGCAAAUAUCACCCCAAAAAAGAGGGAGCCAGCGAUGAGGGUGCCGCGGCCGGCGGAGGAAGCGGGGAGGACGGCGGGCCUCUCCUCGCACAGUUUGACUACAAGGCCGUUGCUGAGCGACUCCUGGAAAUCACCGCCAGGAAGCACAUCCCUCCCUUCAACAGGAAGCGCCUCUGCAGACUCAUCAGGAAAUUCCAAGAUCUGUCUGAAGCAGGCAGUAUCUCUCAACUCAGUUUUGCUGAGGACACAUCUGCUGACGAAGAUGACCAGGCCCUCAGUCAAGGAAGGCGUAAGAAAAAAGGAAAGAAACCUGUGGAGAAAGAGGACGUGGAAGGAGAGGGAGGAGCCAGGUUCUUUCCUGCUGAGGAAGAGGAGAGUGAAGGUGGGAUUCCGAAGAGAAAGAGGAAAAAGAAGAAGAAGAACCACCUACGGCCUGAACACUUAGGGGCCGGUUGUGAGGCCUUGUGCCCAGAGCAGAAUGGGAGUGGUGAGCCAGGGGCCCGGCCGGGAAGCGCCCAGAAGAUGAGCCUGGCAGAGCUGGGGGCAGUAGCCGCACCUGGCGCCCAGGAGCGCAGCAGCUCAGAGCAGCCCUCCGUACCCAGCAGGAGGAAACGACCGAGGAAGAGGAGGCUGGGGGUCCAGGUGGAGAGCGCCAGGUCGGCAGCAUCUCCUGAGGAGGGCUUGCCUCCAGGCGGUCCUGUUCAGGGACCAGACCCCCGAGCCUCCCUGGCCGGUGGCGCCCCAGUCCUGAAGAGGAAGCGGACGCUCGGGGCUCCCCUGGUCAACGGCAGUGCCCCCACCACGCUAGCCUGGCCCCUGCCCCGGAGGGAGGCACCUCCAGCCAGCCCAGCAGAUGGAGAGGACUGCCCUGCCGCCCCACCCCAGGGUGGGAAACCGAAGAAAAAGAAGGGGGUGCCUAGCAGACUUGAAUGCUGCAACCCGUCCACACAGAAAACCACCAUCCUGAAAAAGAGGAAGAAGAUGAAAGAGAUGUCGCACUUGGAGCACAGAGGAGCCAGGCUCAUCCAGGCUCUGGGGAGCAGCGGGGCGCUCAGCCCUUUGAAGAAGAAGCUGAGAACAGAGAAGGACUUCGUGAAGUUCGACGCCUCCUUCUGCCCAAAGCCCCUGUUCUUCAGGAAGGCCAAGGGCAGCACUGCCACCACCUCGCCGGGCGCCCCCCUGCAGGCGAGCAGGACACCGUCCAGCUCCAAGAAGGUGACCUUCGGGUUGAGCAGGAACACGACUGCGGAAUUCAGGAAGACAGACGAGAGUAUCCUGGUCAGCCCCGCAGGCCCCUCCCGGGUGGCCUUCGACCCCCAGCAGAGGCCCCUCCACGGGGUCCUGAAGGCCCCCGCGAGCUCGCCAGCCAGCGCCCCGCUGGGGACCAAGAAGCCCCUGGCUGCCACGCCCAGGAGAGGGCCGGCGGCUGAGGACUUCUUCUGACCGCAGCAGAGCCCUUUCAAAGACUGCUUUCGCACAGGGUGUUCUAGACAUCACGACGUUUAAAAGAUGGGGCCUUUUCAUUGCUUUGUAAAUUCCCGUGAACUGUCCACGGGGCUCUGAGUGCGAGCUCCGGCACUUCUGUGGCCCCGGCCCUUCCAGCAGGGGCUGCGGGCAGUGGGCGAAGCCUUUGCUGCCCACAUUGUCCGUGCCGGAGCCCCCGGGGGUCCAGGCAGGGGGUCCCUUCGGUGCCCCGCUGGUGUGGUGGCUGGGCGCUCAGCUGGGGUCUGAGACCGUUGGCUGCCAGCGUCCGGGCAUCCCCGCCAGCCGCCGGCGUGAGCAGCGCUGCCGGGCCUGGGCCCGGGCUAGUUUUCUGGGGGGUUUUAGUCUAAUGGUCUUUCUCCUUUUAAAAGGUGCGCAGGGCCUCGUUCCCACGCCCGUGGGUAUUUGGCAUCUUGCAACAAGAUGAGUCUGGUCACCACAUCAGCAGUGCCACACUUUCUCUGAGUGCACUCACUCAGUAGGGGUGACCCUGUGAGGGGGGCAGGAGAGAGGCACCUCUGCCCUCGGGGCGCCUCCUCCCUCCACCUCGGCCCGGUCUCCUGCCCCGGCCUCCUCCCUCGGGCCAGCCCAGGGCGUACUCAGCGGUGACAGCCGGCACCCCCUCACUCCCAGCCUGGCCGGCACGCCUGCUUCCAGGCCCUUGUGCUCGGUUACUCUUCGUAAAAAGUGUCUGAGUCCCAACCGGAGUGGCUGGCGGCCCCAGGAGCAGCUUUCCCACCCCUGAUCUGGACUCUGGCUGGGGAGGCGGGGCAGUGCUGCCUGACACCUGCGUGCCCGCCGGAAGCGGGAGACUGCAGCGGCCGCUGAGCUCUGUCUGCGCUUAUUUAUUUGUUCAUAGCUACCGUUUUUUCGAACAUUGACACUUGUACUUACAGAUUUUUAUAAAGUUAUAAUUUUAGUUAAUUAGUAGAAUUGGGGGUGGGAAAGGCCCAGACCUGAGUUGGAGGAGC